Molecule: messenger RNA, 1665 nt
Organism: Lucilia sericata (common green bottle fly)
Lineage: Eukaryota; Metazoa; Arthropoda; Insecta; Diptera; Calliphoridae
Exons: 3
Coding region: 1-1665 (554 amino acids)
Source: RefSeq, a predicted model, not a curated record
AUGCCAGUACUGAAAGAUAAUGAAAACCGUGUAGAAAUUUUAAAAAAUAGCGAAAACGAUGACGAAGAAGAGGAGGAUGAUGAGGUCAACAAGGAGGAAGAAAACGUAAAGGACGUGGAAUUAAAAGAUUCUCUAACUGAUGCUAACACUGAUGAUUUCUCGGAUGGCAUUUCCAUUAUUAGUGAAAGCGAAAGUGUGGGUCGCAUCUCGCCUCAUCCUUAUCUGAGAGAUCAUUUGCAUGAUUUGAAUUUGAAAUUUACUUUGGGAGAACAUAUGGAUGAUUCUAUUAUUAAUAAAUUAAGAGAGGAAAUGGAUCAUGAUAUUGAACCUUUGGUAGUGCCACAACCUGCUGAACCUGUGUUGGAACAACAGAUACGUCAAAGACGUAGAAGCUCCACAGUUGAGGAGAAAAAUCAAGCUUUACAGAAAGCUUCACAAACUGUAGCUUUACCAAGCGGUUUCUCUCCUCUGUUUAAACGUGGUCUUCAGGGCAUUUUCUAUGUGGGUGUGGGUCUAGCCAUUUUAGCCUUAAUUGGUAAAAUUGUCCAUCCCACCUGGCAGCCUUUGUCUAAAGGAGGUAGUUCUGCAGAUACCUCAGCUGAAUUGGAACAAAAAGUCAAUGACAUGGAAUUGCAAAAUAAUCUAAUGAGAGCCGAAAUUGAUUUACUCAAUAAACAAGUGAAAUAUUUGUCCAGCCUCAAUGAUCCCCAGCAGCAACAUCAACAAAAACAGGGGAAAUAUAAAGACUACAAAGAAGGCAAAACUUUCAAGGCCUGGGCAGGCAAUGGCGAUUCCCUUAAACCGGUGGAGAUCAGCAAACAAGACCUCAGAAAGCCUUAUAAAUGUCCGGAUGGCUCCUUUGUAGAAAUUGCCAAUAUGUGUAUGGAACAGAGUAACUCCAAUGAACCUAAUAUUGUAGAACAAUUUGGCCAUGUGGUAGAGGAUCUUAAGCAACAAUCCGAAGCCUUUAAGACCUUUGAAAAGGUGGCUGAGGAACUGCAAGGUUUCCAGGACAAUCCCUUUGAACAAUUGCAAGAAGUAUUUGCUGAACAGAAGGCCCUAGAAGCCGCUAAAAAGGAAUUUAUAAAAAAUAAACCCAUCUAUGAGACACCACAAGACUAUCAACAAAAUCUGCCACCUAAAGAGAAAUAUCAAAAGUAUAACAACCACAAAGAAGACAGUUACUCCUCUAAACCUUAUAAAACCAAUAAAUAUGAUGAGCAAACCAAACUACCCAAAGAUCAUAAGAAAUCUUUUGGCAAAGAUGACAAGCACAGUAAAGAGUUUAAGAAAUAUCAACACAAUAAUCCUGACAGCACCAAGGACAACUCCAAAGAAUGGCACACGGAUAAAUUCAACAACAACUCCAAAGAAAGAAAAUAUCGCCGAGAUAAUUCUAAAGAUUUUGAUGACUCGCGGGAAAAUUCUAGAGAAAAUCAAUCCAAGGAACGUUUUAAUAAACAACAAAAACGGAGAUAUGAUAAAAGUCGUGAAAAAAGCGAUAAUGAUGACAACAGCGGUGAAUGGCAAGAGAAAUAUAUGAAACAUAGAGAACAAUUGCGUAAACAAAAUGAGCAAAAAUAUCAGAAUAAUAACAAGAACUGGUACAUCAAACGUGGCGACAGUCGUGAACAUAAACGUAGUGGCGAAAAACAAUACAGAUGA